This is a messenger RNA of Sinocyclocheilus grahami, 1203 nucleotides long. Its product is annotated as tripartite motif-containing protein 55-like. The coding region runs from base 2 to 967 and encodes 321 amino acids. NCBI's taxonomy places the organism in Eukaryota, Metazoa, Chordata, Actinopteri, Cypriniformes, Cyprinidae. Gene Ontology annotation, biological process: regulation of microtubule cytoskeleton organization. The record is from RefSeq and is a predicted model, not a curated record. Gene Ontology annotation, cellular component: cytoplasm. The transcript is spliced from 8 exons. Gene Ontology annotation, molecular function: zinc ion binding.
GAUGUGUGAGGAGCAUCCGGAUGAGAAGAUUAAUAUAUACUGUUUGACGUGCUCUAUUCCCACUUGUUCGCUAUGUAAAGUCUUUGGGAGUCAUCAGUCCUGUCAGGUUGCUCCACUCAAAUCUGUCUACGAGACCCAGAAAACCGAGUUGUCUGAUGGUGUUGCUGUGUUGGUUGGCAACAAUGACAGAAUUCAGGGCGUCAUCAGUCAGCUGGAGGAAAGCUGCAGCGCAGUGGAGGAGAACGGUCGUAGGCAGAAGUCUCGUGUAUGUGAGUGGUUUGAUCGUCUGUAUGCUCUUCUGGAAGAGCGCAGAGGAGAACUCACACUGAAGAUCACCGCAGAACAGCAGGAGAAACUUAACUACAUCGGUGGCCUACAGUGCAAGUACAGAGAGCACCUGGAUAACACAGCUAAAUUAGUGGAGACAGGAUUUCAGACGAUGGAGGAAUCUGAGAUGGCCAUCUUCUUGCAGAAUACAAAGCCUCUACUACAAAAGAUAGCAGAAGGCAGGAAUGUGUCUCAUUUAGAAAAGGUGGAACGUGGAUAUGAAAAUAUGGAUCAUUUCACUGCAAACUUCAGCUCUGAACGAAGAACAAUACUCAGCAUGGACUUUACCAAGGAUGGUGAUGAAAAUGAAGAGGAUGAGGAUGAGGAAGAAUUAGCAGGUACUGUUAGUCCAGAGACUGAGACAUCUUCAUUGGCUACACCUGCCCCGGCCCAGCAGAGACAAACCGCUGUACCGACAUCUCCACCAAUGGCAGCUGACUCCUCCCAGAUGUCAUCAAAACCAAGUCAAUCAGUGAACAUCAACCCAGCAGAGAACACACCCUUAUUUACGCCCACUCUAGACACAAGUCACAACUCUUCCACAGACGCACCUGCUCAGGUAACUGCCGAUCCCAGCCAGACAUCUGAGGAUGGACCAUGCCACGUUUUCUCUUUUUCCUGGUUAAAUAUGCCAAAAUAAUAUCAGACUAAGUUAGUAAACCUGCAACAUCACAGUACGUUCCAGAAAAGUACUUCAUAACUAAUAUUUUGUUACUUUGACACUACAGUCAUAAAUAUGCAUUCAAUAUCAAAGUAGGAAUUUGGCGAGAUGAAAACACAACUGUUAGGCCUAAAUAUUCAUUGAUAAUAUUUUCUGACUAAAGUAGCUGACUAAAAUGGAAAAUAAAGGAUUAUUAAUACGUGUAUAAGUCUUGU